Hyla sarda is the source of this 5616-nucleotide messenger RNA. RefSeq lists its product as uncharacterized. The transcript has 15 exons. Gene Ontology annotation, biological process: regulation of transcription by RNA polymerase II. Gene Ontology annotation, molecular function: DNA-binding transcription factor activity, RNA polymerase II-specific; RNA polymerase II cis-regulatory region sequence-specific DNA binding. Bases 26 to 5407 code for a protein of 1793 amino acids. NCBI's taxonomy places the organism in Eukaryota, Metazoa, Chordata, Amphibia, Anura, Hylidae. The record is from RefSeq and is a predicted model, not a curated record.
UAUACAGUAAUGGAGGGGUCUGGUGAUGACUGGAGAGGUUCCUAUAAGGUGUCAGGACGUGGCGGUCUAUUUCUCCAUGGAGGAGUGGGAGUAUGUAGAAGGACACAAGGAUCAGUACAAGGAUCAGGUGAUGAUGGAGGAUCAGCAGCCCCUCACAUCAGCAGAUGGAGUCAUGGAUAGAAAUCCACCAGAUAGGUGUCCCCGUCCUCUGUAUUCCCAGGACUGUCCAGAGGGAAAUGUCCCAGAGAACCAUCAGGAUGAAAAUCUGAUUUAUUUUAAGGUUGAGGUCAAAGAGGAAUCAGAAGAGGAGACGGAUCAGCAGUAUGGAGUCAUGGAUAGAAAUCCACCCGAGAGGUGUCCCUGUCCUCUGUAUUCCCAGGACUGUCCAGAGGGAAAUGUCCCAGAGAACCAUCAGGGGGGAGAUCUGACUAAUAAUAAAGUGGAGGAUGAAGAAGAGAGGAUGAGGGGCCAUCACCCGUGUAUGAGGGAAGUGAAGGAGGAAAUUCCAGGAGGUGUUACCCCAGAACAUUUCACUAAGAACUCUGAAGGAAACUUCAUAUUAUUACCAAAUUAUAAAAUAGAAGCUGAAGAUAUGAUGGAGCGCUCCUCAGGAGAAGACCUCCUCACCCCUAAUGUCUAUCCAGAUCUAUCCUAUAAUAAUCCUCCUGAUCAUGAGGAACCUUCUCCUGACCAGUCACACAUUGUUACCACAAGGACAAGUCGAAGAGGAGGGAAAACGUUUCAUUGUGGUGAAUGUGGAAAAGAGUUUACAAAAAGCUCAAACUUUUUCAGACACCGAAAAAGUCACAUAGGAGAGACUUAUUCGUGUUCAGAAUGUGGGAAACUAUUUCCAUAUAAAUCAGAUCUUGUUGUACAUGAGAGAAGUCACACAGGAGAAAAGCCAUAUUCAUGUUCAGAAUGUGAAAAAUGCUUUGCUUAUAAAUCGGAUCUGGUUAUACACGAGAGAAGUCACACUGGAGAGAAGCCGUAUUCAUGUUCAGAAUGUGGAAAAUGUUUCCCACGUAGAGCUCAUCUUGUUAAACAUGAGCGAACUCACACCGGCGAGAAGCCGUAUACGUGUCCAGAAUGUGGGAAAUGUUUUGCAAAUAGAUCAAAUCUUGUUACACAUGAGAGAACUCACACAGGAGAGAAGCCGUAUUCAUGUACAGAGUGCGGGAAAUGUUUUGCAAAUAAAGCACAGCUGGUUAUACACGAGAGAAGUCACACAGGAGAAAAGCCGUUUUCAUGUUUGGAAUGUGGAAAAUGUUUUACAGAUAAAUCAAGUCUUGUUAAACAUGAGAUAAUUCACACCGGGGAGAAGCCAUAUUCAUGUUCAGAAUGUGGGAAAUGUUUUACAAGAAAACUAGAUCUUGUUGUACAUGGAAGGAUUCACACAGGAGAGAAGCCCUUUUCUUGUUCAGAAUGUGGAAAAUGCUUUACAGAUAGAUCGGGACUUGUUAAACAUGAGAGAAGUCACACAGAGUUUAUCACGUUAGAUAGAACAAGACACAUCUCAAAUUGUGGCUCAUUGCACCGAAAUCUUUCACGUACAUCAAAUUAUGCAUCUCUACCACACAUCCGUACGUCCCAUCUGUACCUCACAUCCUUACAUCACAUCCGUACCACACAACCUUACCUCACAUCCGUACCACACAACCUUACCUCACAUCCGUACCUCACAACCUUACCUCACAUCCGUACCACACAACCUUACCUCACAUCCGUACCUCACAACCUUACCUCACAUCCGUACCACACAACCUUACCUCACAUCCGUACCACACAACCUUACCUCACAUCCGUACCACACAACCUUACCUCACAUCCGUACCUCACAACCUUACCUCACAUCCGUACCACACAACCUUACCUCACAUCCGUACCUCACAACCUUACAUCACAUCCUUACGUCCCAUCUGUACCACACAACCUUACAUCACAUCCGUACCACACAACCUUACAUCACAUCCUUACGUCCCAUCUGUACCACACAACCUUACAUCACAUCCUUACGUCCCAUCUGUACCACACAACCUUACAUCACAUCCGUACCACACAACCUUACGUCCCAUCUGUACCACACAACCUUACAUCACAUCCGUACUACACAACCUUACAUCACAUCCGUACCACACAACCUUACCUCACAUCCGUACCACACAACCUUACCUCACAUCCGUACCACACAACCUUACCUCACAUCCGUACCACACAACCUUACCUCACAUCCGUACCACACAACCUUACCUCACAUCCGUACCACACAACCUUACCUCACAUCCGUACCACACAACCUUACAUCACAACCGUACCACACAACAUUACCUCACAUCCGUACCACACAACCUUACGUCACAUCUGCACCUAUACAACCUUACCUCACAUCCGUACCACACAACCUUACGUCACAUCCGUACCACACAACCUUACGUCACAUCCGUACCACACAACAUUACCUCACAUCCGUACCACACAACCUUACAUCACAUCCGUACCACACAACCUUACAUCACAACCGUACCACACAACAUUACCUCACAUCCGUACCACACAACCUUACGUCACAUCCGUACCACACAACAUUACCUCACAUCCGUACCACACAACCUUACAUCACAACCGUACCACACAACCUUACCUCACAUAUGUACCACACAACCUUACAUCACAUCCGUACCACACAACAUUACCUCACAUCUGUACCACACAACCUUACGUCACAUCCGUACCACACAACAUUACCUCACAUCCGUACCACACAACCUUACAUCACAACCGUACCACACAACAUUACCUCACAUCUGUACCACACAACCUUACGUCACAUCCGUACCACACAACCUUACGUCACAUCUCUACCACACAUCCAAUCACUGAGCUGCUGACUAGAGAGGUUCCUAUAAGGUGUCAGGACGUGGCGGUCUAUUUCUCCAUGGAGGAGUGGGAGUAUGUAGAAGGACACAAGGAUCAGUACAAGGAUCAGGUCAUGAUGGAGGAUCAGCAGCCCCUCACAUCACCAGAUGGAGUCAUGGAUAGAAAUCCACCCGAGAGGUGUCCCCGUCCUCUGUAUUCCCAGGACUGUCCAGAGGGAAAUAUCCCAGAGAAGCAUCAGGAUGAAAAUCUGAUUUAUAUUAAGGUUGAGGUAAAAGAUGAAGAAGAAGAGGAGAUGGAUUUCAGGGUCGAUCUGCAGUAUGGAGUCAUGGAUAGAAAUCCACCCGAGAGGUGUCCCCGUCCUCUGUAUUCCCAGGACUGUCCAGAGGGAAAUGUCCCAGAGAAGCAUCAGGGGGGAGAUCUGACUAAUAAUAAAGUGGAGGAUGAAGAAGAGAGGAUGAGGGGCCAUCACCCGUGUAUGAGGGAAGUGAAGGAGGAAAUUCCAGGAGGUGUUACCCCAGAAAAUCCCAGUAACAUCUCUAAGGGAAACUUCAUGUUAUCACUGAAUUAUAAAGGAGAAGCUGAAGAUAUGGUGGAGCCCUCCUCAGGAGACGACCUCCUCACUCCUAAUGUCCAUCCAGAUCUAUCCUAUAAUAAUCCCCCUGAUCAUGAGGAACCUUCUACCGAUCAAUCACACAUUGUUACCACAAGGACAGAUCAGAAAGAAGGGAUCAGAAAGAAGUUUCAUUGUGGUGAAUGUGGUAAAGAGUUUACUACUAGGUCAAGUCUUCUUAGACACAGCAGAAAUCAUGCAAGGGAGAAGUUAUAUCCAUGUUCAGAAUGUGGGAAAUGUUUUACAAGUGAAUCAAAACUUGUUAUACAUGAAAGAAUUCACACAGGAGAAAAGCCGUUUUCAUGUUCAGAAUGUGGGAAAAGUUUUACAUUUAAAUCCCAAUUUGUUAAACAUGAAAGAAGUCACACAGGAGAGAAGCCGUAUUCAUGUUUCGAAUGUGGGAAAUGUUUUAUGGAUAAACCAAGUCUUGUUAAGCAUCAGAGAAUUCACACAGGAGAGAAGCCGUAUUCGUGUUCAGAAUGUGGGAAAGGUUUUUCAACUCAGUCAAGUCUUGUUAGACAUGAAAGAAGUCACAUGGAGGAGAAGCCAUAUUCAUGUUCAGAAUGUGGAAAAUGCUUUACAGAUAAGCUAAGUCUUGUUACACAUGAGAGAAGUCACACAGGAGAGAAGCCUUAUUCGUGUUCAGAGUGUGGAAAAUGUUUUACAACUCAGUCAAGUCUUGUUAGACAUAGGAGAAGUCACACAGGGGAGAAACUGUAUGCAUGUUCAGAAUGUGGAAAAUGUUUUACAGAUAAUCCAAGUCUUGUUAGACAUGUGCGAAUUCACACCGGAGAGAAGCCAUACUCUUGUUCAGAAUGUAGGAAAUGCUUUAAAGAUAAUUCAAGUCUUGUAAUACAUGUGAGAACUCACACAGGAGAGAAGCCACAUUCAUGUUCAGAUUGUGGAAAAUGUUUUACAGAUAAAACAAGUCUUGUUACACAUAGUAGAAGUCACACAGGAGAGAAGCCAUAUUCAUGCUUAGAAUGUGGAAAAUGCUUCACAGAUAAACCAAGUCUUGUUAAACAUGUGAGAACUCACACAGGCGAAAAGCCAUAUGCAUGUUCGGAAUGUGGGAAAUGUUUUAUAGAUAAACCAAGUCUUGUUAAACAUGUGAGAACUCACACAGGCGAAAAGCCAUAUGCAUGUUCGGAAUGUGGGAAAUGUUUUACACAAAAGUCCCAUCUUGUUAUACAUGAGAAAAGUCACACAGGAGAGAAGCCAUAUUCAUGCUCAGAAUGUGGGAAAUGCUUCACUGAUAAACCAAGUCUAGUUCAACAUGUAAGAAUUCACACAGGAGAGAAGCUGCAUUCAUGUGCAGAAUGUGGGAAGUGUUUUACAGAUAAAACAAGUCUUGUUACACAUAGGCUAAGUCACACAGGAGAGAAGCCAUAUUCAUGCUCAGAAUGUGGGAAAUGUUAUACACGAAAGUCCUAUCUUGUUAGUCAUGAGAGAACUCACACAGGAGAGAAGCCAUAUGUAUGUUCAGAAUGUGGAAAAUGCUUCACAAAUAAACCAAGUCUUGUUAAACAUGUGAGAAUUCACACAGGAGAAAAGCCAUAUUCAUGUUCUGAAUGUGGGAAGAGUUUUAUAGAUAAACCAAGUCUUUUUAAACAUGUGAGAACUCACACAGGAGAAAAGCCAUAUUCAUGCUCAGAAUGUGGGAAAUGCUUCACAGAUAAACCAAGUCUAGUUCAACAUGUAAGAAUUCACACAGGAGAGAAGCCACAUUCAUGUUCAGAAUGUGGGAAAUGUUUUACAGAUAAAACAAGUCUUGUUACACACAGGCUAAGUCACACAGGAGAGAAGCCAUAUUCAUGCUCAGAAUGUGGGAAAUGUUAUACACGAAAGUCCUAUCUUGUUAGUCAUGAGAGAACUCACAGGAAGUCUGUUCAGAAUGUGAGAAAUGUUUUAUUACUAAAGUAAAACUUAGGAGUCACCACACAAGUCACACAGGAGAGGAGCCGCUUUGAUGUUAAGAAUGUGGGAAAUAUAGGAAGAUUACAUUUUGAAACUCAUCAGAGAACUCUCAUAGAGAGAAAAAACAAUGUUCUUGUUUGGAAUUUGUAAGAAGGGGAAAUCACAUGUGCACUCUCUAUAACAGGAAGAUAAUGUGGACUCCUUUAGUUAAAGGG